This is a messenger RNA of Drosophila ananassae, 743 nucleotides long. Its product is annotated as proline-rich protein 2. The record is from RefSeq and is a predicted model, not a curated record. The coding region runs from base 115 to 645 and encodes 176 amino acids. The transcript has a single exon. Lineage: Eukaryota; Metazoa; Arthropoda; Insecta; Diptera; Drosophilidae.
UAUCAAAAAAAUAAACACGCGCCUACUUUUUGGUCUGGAUGAGCAAGGUGCUUUCAAGACCAGCGUUUAGUCAGAUCUGAGAUCUCAGAUUAUACGAACGUCUCUGUUUUCGAAAUGAGGCAAUUCUUCGUUAUUUUACUCCUCCUGGCAGUGGGUGGAGUGGCUCGGGCCGACAGUGAUAGCGACAGUGACAGCAGCAGCAGUGGCGAGCACAAGCACAAGGGCAAAGGACAUAAAUACAACAAUCCCGCCUACCCUGCUCCGUACAGCUAUGGGCCUUAUCCGUACCCCUAUCCGUAUAAUCCCUACGCCUACAAUCAGAUAAUGCCGCAGUACCCGCCGGCUGGAUAUAAUCCCUACCCUUAUCCCUACAUGCAGCCACCACCGAUGCCGGGCUAUCCACCCCAGCCUCCUCAAGGCUAUCCAGGUCAAGCAGGCGGUUAUCCCUCCCAGCCCGGAAACCCGAGCCCACCGAAUCCCAACCAGAACUGGAAUCCUAACGCGCCUUCCAAUCCCUCUCAGCCACAGCAGCCGGGCGGCGGAGCUGGACAACCUCCAGCAUAUCCUCCACCUGGAUCCAGUGUCAUCAAUCACUCCCUUAAAGUCAACAAGGAGUACAAUGAGGAUGGCCACCACUCAACAUAAACCACUUUAAGGUUCAAUGUGUAACUUGUAUCCGUUUUCUACAAUAUAUUACAAAUAAAAUAAAUACAAUUAUCUUUAUGGCUCAAAUAGAAGAAUAA